Messenger RNA from Larimichthys crocea (large yellow croaker), 4450 nucleotides. Its product is annotated as alpha-2-macroglobulin. Lineage: Eukaryota; Metazoa; Chordata; Actinopteri; Sciaenidae. Gene Ontology annotation, molecular function: endopeptidase inhibitor activity. The record is from RefSeq and is a predicted model, not a curated record. The transcript is spliced from 36 exons. The coding region runs from base 36 to 4391 and encodes 1451 amino acids. Gene Ontology annotation, cellular component: extracellular region.
ACAGCUGCUGACUCUGAGGCUCAUCUCAGUCAGUCAUGGGUCGUCCUGGGAUCCACAUGUGGACAUGGACACUUUGUGUCUUCUUGAGUUGGAUGUCUGUGGGUCAAGCAGUGGCAGGACCGCAGUACAUGGUAGCCAUUCCUGCGAUUCUUGAAGCUGGAGCUGAGACCAAAUUCUGUGCAAGUCUCCUGCAGCCCAAGGAGGCUUUGGUCAUGACUGUCACGUUGAUGUCUCAAGAUGAGAACACAACCCUCCUCCAGAAGACGUCCAGUGAAGAGUUUCACAUCUGUGUUCCAUUUAAGGUUCCUUUAGUGCAGAAGGAAGUGGUGCAGAAGUUUGAGGUGGACGUACGAGGCGAUACAUUUCACUCAACAGAAGUCAGGAGAGUCAUGAUCAGAGUCUAUAAACCAAUGACAUUCAUCCAAACUGAUAAACCAAUCUACCUGCCUGGACAAACAGUCCAUUUCAGAGUCAUCACACUUGACACCAAGUUAAGACCUGCCAAUCAGCUGUACAAUAUCAUUGAAAUUAAGGAUGCUCACCAAAACAGGAUUGGACAGUGGCUGAACAAAAUGUCAAAUGGUAAAAUAUUACAGCUUUCUUACCCCUUACACUCUGAGGCCAACGAAGGAAUCUACAUCCUUAGUGUGUCAGUUAAUAAAACGAAAACACUUCACAGCUUCAAGGUGGAUAAAUAUGUUUUGCCAAGGUUUGACGUAAAAAUAAAUGCACCUGAUGAAAUAAGCAUUAUACAGGAGGAAUUUGAAGCUGAAGUAUGUGCAAAAUAUACAUAUAGACAGUCUGUUGCGGGCAGUGUUGAUCUUCAGGUGUGCCGACCUCUUGAGCGCUCUGAUAAAACAUGUUACAAAGAGACAAAACAGGCAGACAUGAAAGGCUGCACCACUUUUACCAUCAAGAUGACCACUUUCAAAAAACUGGACCAAAGGCUAAUGCACAGCAUAUUGGAUCUCUCUGCCAAAGUAGAAGAGGAGGGAACUGGUAUUUCAUUUUCACAAGAAAAAAAAAUACAGAUUUCUUUUGUUGUUGGAAAGCUGUCCUUCAUUGACACACCCAAGCUUUAUGACCAAGGAUCAACUGUGGAGGGAAAAAUUAAAGCGGUCCUCUACAAUAAUAGACCUAUUCCUGACAUGCUGGUGUAUCUGCACAUCAGGAAUUCAAGUUUUUCAAAACUGCAGAACCUCACAACAGAUAGCGAUGGUGUCGCUGCUUUCUCAUUUAGCACAGCUGAUGUGAAUGGGGACAUCCGCCUCCUUGCCAGCCCAAAAUUAAAGCCGGAGAUCCAGAGUCCUAAAACUCCAUUUUAUCUCACUGAAGAUCACACAUUGUCUAUGGCCCGGCCUUCUUCUCCUGAAACUGAAACUAUGAGCUCCCUGGAGGUGAAGAGGCAAGAAAAAACACUUCCCUGUGACAGUGAUCAAGACAUCUUUAUCAAAUACACUGUAGUUGGAGAGGCCCAGGGCUCUGUGGACGUCAUGUAUCUGGUCUUAUCCAGGGGAGCCAUUGUCAUGCAAGGACUUAAACAGGCUGAAGUGCUUGAUAAAUCAGUGACUGAGGGUGAGGUGUCCUUUAAGUUGAAAGUGUCUGCAGAGAUAGCACCAGUAGUCCAGGUUGUGGCUUAUGCUGUCCUCCCCAGUGAGACUGUGAUUGCCAACAGUUCUGACUUCUCCACUGAGAAAUGUUUUAGUCACAAGGUGUCGCUGGAGUUUUCUCCAUCCUCAGCUGUUCCAGGAGAGGAGACCACCAUGCAGAUGACGGCCCAGCCAGACUCUCUGUGCGGUGUGAGUGCUGUCGAUCAAAGCGUCCUCAUCAAAGAGCCUGGGGAAACUCUGAAUGCUGACAAGAUAUUUGAUUUGUUGCCUCUUAAAAAAGCACCCCAGAUUUCAUAUGAGCUUCAAGAUCCUGAUGAAUGCUUUCAUGUGAGACCUAGAAGACAGCUUUUGCCAUACUCUGAAUGGGAUGAGAAAAAAUAUGCUCAUGAGGUUUUUCAGGAUGUAGGGCUGAAGCUAGCAACUAAUUUGAUUGUUCGAAUGCCUACAUGCCUCAAGUUUAGAGGAGAAGACUACCACCGCAACCCAUUCUCUCUAUAUGGUGUUCGAUAUGGGCAUGUACCCACAACAUUGAGCAGUAAGAAGAGAGUGAGACCUUUCAGGAGAAAGAUGCUUCGAUUAAACUUGAAUGCAGAUACUCUUUCAACUCCACCUCCACCUCCACCUCCACCAAUAGAGACGAUUCGCACCUUUUUCCCUGAAACUUGGAUAUGGGACAUGGUGGAAAUUGGAGAGUCUGGAACGAAGGAUGUGCCUGUCACUGUCCCAGACACAAUCACCACCUGGGAGACGGAGGCUUUCUGUUUGUCCCCUCAGGGUUUUGGCUUGGCCCCUCGUAAAGAGAUCACAGUCUUCCAGCCGUUCUUCCUCGAGCUCAGCCUGCCCUACUCCAUCAUCCGGGGGGAGCACUUUGAACUGAAGGCAACCGUCUUCAACUACCUGUCCAGCUGCAUCAUGAUCGUUGUGACUCCAGCACCCUCCUUAGAUUACACCCUCACCCCCCUCUCUGGUGACCAGUACACAUCCUGUCUGUGUGGCAAUGAGCGCAAGACCCUCAGCUGGACCAUGGCUCCCUCAGCCUUAGGAGUGGUGAAUGUGUCUGUGACCGCUGAAGCUGUGGCAUCCCAAGCUUCAUGUGACAAUGAGAUUGUUAGUGUGCCAGACAGAGGUCGUAUUGACGUGGUCACACGAUCUGUCAUCGUAAAGGCUGAGGGAACUGAGCUGACAAAGACCCACAACUGGCUGCUCUGUCCAAAAGGAGAAGCUUUGAUAGAGGAAAUAGACGUACAACUCCCUGAGAACAUGAUUGAAGGAUCUGCCCGUGCUUUACUCUCUGUCCUUGGUGACAUUCUGGGCCGAGCCCUGAAGAACCUGGAUGGGCUGCUGCAGAUGCCAUAUGGAUGUGGUGAGCAGAACAUGGCUCUUCUGGCCCCCAACAUUUACAUCCUCCAAUACCUGAAAGACACACAGCAGCUGACCCCGGCUAUCAAGGAAAAGGCUACCAACUUCCUGACUAGUGGCUACCAGAGACAGCUGAACUACAAACAUGACAGUGGUGCUUACAGCACAUUUGGAACAGGAGAUGGGAACACUUGGCUGACUGCUUUUGUGCUGAGAUCUUUUGCCAAAGCACAGUCUUUCAUCUACAUCGACCCAGAAAAGAUUGCAGAGUCUAAGACUUGGCUGGAGAGCAAACAACAAGAAAACGGCUGUUUUCUACAGUUGGGAAAACUCUUCAACAACAGAAUGAAGGGUGGUGUGUCCGAUGAAGUGACUCUCAGUGCUUACAUCACUGCUGCCUUCUUGGAGAUGAAUGUAUCUGCUCCAGUGGUAAAGAAGAGCCUGUCUUGCCUCAAAGAGUCCAUCAGUGACCUCAGCAACACCUACACCACAGCUCUAAUGGCGUACGUCUUCACCCUGGCAGGAGACAUGGAGACCCGUGCUCAUCUUCUGCAGCACCUAGACACAGUUUCAGUAAGCCAAGGAGGUUUGCUUCACUGGUCUCAGACAGCAACAGAAACAUCAGCCUCUUUGUCUGUGGAGAUCAGCUCAUACGUGAUGUUGGCCAAACUCAGUGCCUCUCCUACUACUGAAGACCUGGGCUACGCCACCCGCAUCGUCAAAUGGCUCACAGGACAGCAGAACUAUUAUGGAGGCUUCUCCUCCACACAGGAUACAGUGGUGGCUCUUCAGGCUCUGGCUCUCUACUCCACUCUGGUGUUCAGUCCGGAGGGUUCCAGCACAGUGACAGUCCAGUCUCCUAGUAGCCAGCUGACAUUUGAUAUAAAUGAGAGCAACAAACUGCUCUACCAGGAGGAGCUGCUGAAGGAUGUGACAGGAAAACACAGCCUGGAGGUGAAGGGUACUGCAUGUGCUUCAGUGCAGAUUUCUCUUCACUAUAACAUCCCAACUCCGACUGAGGUCACAAGCUUCAGUGUGAAGGUCAAACCAGAGGCCAACUGCACUAACACAUCUCACAGACCCAAACUCUCUCUGAAGAUGCAGUCCGUAUAUAGUGGGAAGGAGACCAGCACAAACAUGGUGAUCCUGGACAUCAAAAUGCUCUCUGGAUUUGUCCCAGACCCAGAGUCUUUGAAGAGGCUCAAAGGUGCCCUGCUGGUGGAUCGCGUUGAACAAAAGGAAGAUCAUGUCCUCGUGUACCUACAGGGGUUACCAAAGGACAUACCCAUCAACCACAGCUUAGAGCUCAUACAGGAGCUCCCAGUGCAGAACCUGAAGCCAGCCGUGGUCAAGAUCUAUGACUACUACCAGACAAGUGACCAGGCUGAGACAGAGUACAUCUACCCUUGUUCUGCAGCUUGAAGACUGAUGUGUUCUCUGCAAUGCCAGUAUUUUCAAUAAAUCUCCAUUUUACGUAACUA